Messenger RNA from Carassius carassius (crucian carp), 3745 nucleotides. RefSeq names its product rho GTPase-activating protein 27-like. Gene Ontology annotation, molecular function: protein binding. The transcript is spliced from 16 exons. Lineage: Eukaryota; Metazoa; Chordata; Actinopteri; Cypriniformes; Cyprinidae. The record is from RefSeq and is a predicted model, not a curated record. Gene Ontology annotation, biological process: regulation of GTPase activity; signal transduction. Gene Ontology annotation, cellular component: cytoplasm. The annotation marks the transcript as partial.
GUUUGGGAUUAUCAGAAGUGGGCCACUAUGUCACUUUCACAUCAGGUUCUGGUGAAUUAUGAAUACAAGUACACUGCUCGUGAUGGCAGAGAGGUGUCCAUCAAACCCAACGAGCACUACAUCCUAGUAGCCAAGACCAAUGAAACCUGGUGGCAUGUUCGGAAGGGUGAAACCGAUAAGCCUUUUUUCAUCCCAGCAACCUAUGUCACCGAACUCCCACCUGAGACCGACCAAACCCCACCGGACCCUCCAGAAGAGUUUAGCGGAAGUGAAUACCUCAAGUCCAACUCAGAGACAGCUCCUGAUAGACUUCCUACCAUCAUUGAGCCCGCUGAAGUCACACUCCGAGUCCCUGCCUCUAUAAAACGAGACACGGAGAAGGAUGGCCAUAGAAUAUCAACAUUUAUUAUUCCAAAGGAAUUCUUUGAACUGAAAGGUUUGGAUCCAGAUCCAAUAAAGACUGAAGCAAAGCCCUGUCCUGUGCCUGAACUCCACCUCUAUGACAACAUUAAGGACAUGCCUUCCAUCCACACUCCUCCAACUAAUGGGGAAACACCACCCUCUAUGUUACUGCCACCUCUCCACACAGUUAACACACCUCAGUCCCCCAAAAUGGAGAUAAAGUCAACCGUAAAUGCAACAGAAAGGCCUCAGGUGGACUCGAAGGCCCUAGAUCAAGAUAUUCAGAUGCUCAAUAGAGCUGGCUGUGGUGACGUCUGGAAUGACAUUAAUAAAGAUGAGAAUGUGUACGAAAGUUUGGAUACAGCAAGAGAACCAGAAUCCUCAAUAGCCAAAGAUAAUAUGACUGUAAAGCCUGUCACACCAGAUAAGAAUAUGGUAGAGGAUGACAGCGAUCUCACAGCGGUGUAUGUAAACCUCCCCCGGGUGCGACAGAAUAGCCUUGACCCCUCCAGUACCAUCGCCUCUCCAUCACAGGAGUUCCCGGACCCUCCUGAUACCCUUCUGUUAGACUCUGCGGGAUGGCAGAUCCAUACUGACGACCAGAGCGGGCAAGAGUACUACUACCACCCCUCUACGGGCCGCAGCACCUGGGAGUAUCCUCUCAGCUACUCCAUGGAGUCUUCAGAGGGGACAGAGGAGCCUCGUUCUCCUCCCUUGUUCCCCCAGUCUCCCAUCAGCCCGCCUCUAGUCCCUUCUCCUCAGAGGUGGAGCUCGGACUGGGAGAAGGUGCUGGAUGAGAAUAGUGGCAGGCAUUACUUCUUCAACCCUGUGUCGGGUCAGAGUUCAUGGGAUCCCCCAGAGGACACCACCUCACCAGGGGAGUUUCUGGAAGAUUGCCCGCCACCACUUCCUGAGGAAGACUACCCAGCAUCUCCAGAUCUGGAGGAAGAAGCAUCUCCUCUCUCGAUGCCAUCAGAGUAUUCUUUGAUUCAUCUGAAGAAGGUCUCAAUCCCCAGGGCCAGUCUGGACCCCAGCGUCCCACCAGGCUGGACCCUCAGCAUCGACCCUGAAGGGACUUGGGUCUUCACGAGCGACUACACGCAAGAACAGUGGAUCAAGUCGAUAGACGAUCGAGGACGGACGUACUACUACCUUGAAGAUGGCAGCAAGUCCCAGUGGAACUUACCUGAGUACUCUGAUAGUCCAGGACCAUAUGCAGUUGGAAAUGGGGCUUCAGUAGAGCAGGACACAAUGGGAUCCAAGCAGAACUGGAGGCACAGUGCAGUAUACCAGGAAGAUGUUUCAAACUUGGAAAAAGCUGGAAUCCUGAACAAAACCAAGGUGUCUGAAAACGGGAAGAAAAUUAGGAAGAACUGGAGUAAUUCCUGGACGGUUCUCCAUGGAGGAAUACUGACAUUCCAUAAGGAUCCAAAGUCACCAGCUGGAGCAUCGGGCAAAACCAAUCAGAAAGUCCCAGAAUUCACAGUGGAGCUGAAAGGGGCAACAAUUAACUGGGCAACCAAGGACAAAUCAAGCAAGAAAAAUGUUUUGGAACUUAAGAGUCGGACGGGUGUGGAGUACCUGAUCCAGUACGACACUGAGAGCAUCAUCACAGACUGGUAUAAAAUCAUCUCAGACACCAUACGCCAGCUGGAUCCGCGUCAGGAUCUAGAACAUCAGCACCACUCUGAGGACGAGGAGGACGUCGUUGAGAAGUCCUCGAGCUUAGACAGAGAGGACAGACCCUUCCACAAAAGAACUAUGAGCAAUGCAUCUCGUAAUCCUUCAUCCAACUCGGCAUCUGAAGCAGAUCAGAAGAAGGCCCGUACCAAACUGAUGAAGUUCCUCCUCAAGCGGCCCACCCUGCAGUCGGUCAAAGACAGAGGAUACAUCAGAGAAAAUGUAUUCGGAAGUCACUUGCACAAUCUUUGCAGCCAAGAAAAGACCAGAGUGCCCAGUUUUGUGGAGAAAUGCAUCCGGACAGUGGAGAAAAAAGGUCUGGAGAUCGAUGGACUCUACAGAGUUAGUGGGAAUUUGGCGGUCAUCCAGAAAUUGCGUUUCAAAGCAGAUCAUGAGGAUCUGGACCUGGAGGAGGGGAACUGGGACAUCCAUGUGAUCACAGGAGCGCUGAAGCUCUUCUUCAGAGAGCUGCAGGAGCCUCUCUUCCCUUACAAUCUCUUCAAUGAUUUCAUCAGUGGAAUCAAAAUCCCUGAUUAUUACAGUAAAAUAGCACACAUGAGAAAUCUGGUACGGUCUUUGCCACCACCCAACCGUGACACAAUGGAGGCCCUCUUCAGCCAUUUACGCAGGGUUAUUCAACAUGGUGAUGAGAACAGAAUGACUGUGCAGAACGUGGCUAUCGUUUUCGGCCCAACGUUACUCAAACCUGAGGAGGAGACAGCAAACAUCACCACCUACAUGGUCUUCCAGAACCAAAUUGUAGAGUUCUUACUCAAUGAAUUUGAGUCCAUCUUCCACAUGUGAUUGACAGGAAAGUGCACUGAAUACAAAACCCAUUUAAAUGCUGGAGAGGGACAGUAUACAGAUCUGUGAAGGAAAGCCUCUGAUUGGCAGAAUAGAGAUGCUACUGAAAUCUAGAACAGUAGCAUCUAAUUAAUAUAUUAAUAUCACUGAAGCGUUUUACAUGAGCAGUUUAAAUGUUGGCCGAUAAGGUACAGCUAAAAUGUAGUUUAAAAUAAUGUGUUGUGUUUCCUUAUAGAUUUAAAGAGAGCUGCGUCACAAGAAGUUAUGUAAGAAUAUCAGUGAGCUUUCUUUUUAAACUUUUUUUUUUAGCUUCUCCUGUUUUUUCCUGCUACGGAAAGAGCGUAAUAAUAAUUUAGUUUCACUUGCUUUCCUGCUUUUUCCUUGUCUUUCUGUAGAGUCGUGCAAACACUGUAAGUUUUUACCGUAUUUGUUUGGAUUUGCAAUGUGAUAAUAGGAAAAUAAUAUAAAAAAUUUCAACAUUUUAUGUUUAGGUGUCAAUUUUAGUUUUUUAUUUUAUUAUUUAAUACUUGCAUCUGUAACAUAAGAAAAUACUGCAGGCCUGUUACUGUAAAUUGGAAAUGCUAAGUUGUAAGACUUGUACAUUGUCAUUAAAGGCACAAUAUUUUAGAAUAUUUUUUUGUUUUGGUACCAAAAUAUAGAAUCUGAAUUUGCACAUAGAUGAAGCAUUAAUAUUUUAUGAAAAUUGGCACACUCAUAUAGUACCCACUGUAAGAUGUUUGAAGGUGUGUGUGUGUGUGUGUGUGUGUGUGUGUGUGUGUGUGUAUAGAAAGGGCAUAUUUAUGCUGUACAUUACCUGAAGUACGCAAGCUUUUAAUAAAGUAACUCUUUUAUAAAGUAA